Molecule: messenger RNA, 4806 nt
Organism: Oldenlandia corymbosa var. corymbosa
Lineage: Eukaryota; Viridiplantae; Streptophyta; Magnoliopsida; Gentianales; Rubiaceae
Source: the annotation of a GenBank genome assembly
UAACAUUUAGUUUUUAAUUAAAAGAACAAACUAUAAAUGAAAUUUUAGGAGAAAUCAAAAGAAGGUGAAGGAAAAAGUAUAAUAAUUUUACUUUCGGGACCGAUAAAAUGACAACCCAGCUUAUAUAGCAUUUGCAAUGUUUUAUAACAAACGCUAUUCACCAUUUUAUGGACUCAAAUUCACUCUUUCAAUUCCUUUUUCUUUUUGUCCUCUUUUGCAGAACAGAGACACAAAGAUCCCAAUUGGAGGGUUGAAUUGAUUAUCAUCUACGAUAAUAUUGUUCAACAAGGUAUUGAAUCAUACAUAUGCCAACUUUUUAGAUUAUUGUGGGUUUUGUUCUGCUUGCUUAUAAGAAAUGAUUUGAACUAGUUAAUUACUUUAAAGAAGUAUGGAAUCCACAGUGAGGUGAAUUUGUUUAGCAUCUCUCAUCUUUUGGCUAAGCUAUUCUUCUCUGUCGUCCUUGAGUUGUACGUUUCUCGAAUGAUCCAAUGAAGAGUUAUUAAUUUUUCCCUUUUGGUGAUUAAUGGUAUCAAAAGUUUUGAAAAUUACAUCUUAAUUAAGUUCAAAUUUUUUAGGGAUGAAAUGGAAUAUGUUGGUGAACUUGCAUGAAUUUGACAGGAACAAAAACACAGAUAAAUGGUAUCGGUUUCGAAUUUUGUAGGGAUUAAAUGGAAUCUGUAACUCAGUAGGCGGACUUCCAUGAAUUUGCAAGGCAAAAAGGGCAGAUUGAUUGGGUUGGUGUAUAUGGUGGCUAAGGAUGCUGCUCAAGUGUUUGAUAUAAUUACCGAAAGGACUAAUAGUCAUGACAUUAUGUAGCUUAAUGUGCUACUUCAUUUUAUAGUUAGAUUCACUGCUAACUUUCCCUCAGCCCUUGAUUUAGGCUCAUUAAGGGCUGAUGAAUGAAUGCAAUCUCAAUUGUUGAUAUGAUCAGCUUAUAUCCUCCAUCAAAUUAAUAUGCCUCAAUCUUGAAAUCUAGCCACUUCAUUUCCUUGCUUACUUGAAAUUAAUCAUUAUUGUUGUAAUAUUCAUUUUCUUGCAUUACAUCCUUUGUCUUCACGUUCUCAUUGAAUAAAAAAAUUGUACGUUUGGUUUCAGAUCGCUACUUUUUCUUUAUGUUUGUAUCAAAUCAGAACUUGGGCUUUACUUGGAAGGAUUAUUGAAAAUUCACUUAUUCAAUCAACUGGGUAAUUAAAAAUAACUGGGUAAGAAAGUGUUUGAAACUGCAACGUGUGUUCUUCCAAGUACAGUAGUUUAUGGAUACCGGUGAAAUCGUACAAAUAUGUUGGCUCUUCUUUUGCAGUGUCUUUUUUUCAGCUGCUCAAAACUAUUUGUUUCUUUCACAUAUUCAAAGUUGUAAAAAUUUGAUUUGACAAGAACCUUAUACUUUACGAGAGAAAUACUUUUGUAUUUGGCUGAGUUGGCUCAAAUGAACUGGUUGAAGAUGCCCCCACCAGCUUCCUUUGAGUUCCUAUACUUGGAGUAACAUGCUUUAUUUGUUUAAGAAUUUGAUUAUUUCAGAAUGCACUUCUUUCAUCCACCGCAGCCAAUAUUCCACCUGCAUAUCUGGAAUUCCUUCAUCGGUACUGGGUGUUCUCAGGUGUUUGCUUUAGUGAACUUAUGGAGGUUGCUCAUACUCCUGAAGAACAAUCAAAAUUUGAAAAUGUGGAGCAACGUCCGUACAAUGGAAGUGGCACCAUCAACGAGGGCAGUAAUAUUGAAUCAAUUGAUUUGUUGCAUCAGAAUUUUGAUGAACACUUGAAAAAUGUCCAUUCAUCUAUUCCAAGAGAAAUGAUACCAGAAAUUGGCAUGGAGUUUGAGACAGAAGAAGAAGCUUUUCAGUACUAUCUGUUGUAUUCCAAGAAAGUGGGAUUUGGAGUAAGGAGGAGCAAAAGCCACAAUGACAAAUCUGGUAAAUUGAUUGGCCGAACUUUUUGUUGUAGUGCAGAGGGUAAACGGCAGCGUGACAAAAGAGAUCUAAAUGUGCGAGCACAAAGGCCAGAAACAAGAUUCGGUUGUGACGCGAAAAUGAAGGUUAAUAGUUUUAAAACUGGAAAGUUUCAAGUGAUAGAAUUUGUUGCAGAACACAAUCACUGUCUUCCAAGUCUUAGUAAAACACAUUUGCAUCGAAGUCAUAGAGCCAUAUCUUCUGUGGAAGCUAGGCAGAAAAUGGCUGAUGACGUUGGAAUUACACCAAAAGCAUCCUUUGAUCUUAUGGUGAAGCAAAAAGGUGGCAGGGGAAAUCUUGGCUUUAUUUCAGAAGAUUAUAGGAAUUUUCUCAGAUCCAAGAGAACAAGAGAAAUGGAAAAAGGUGAUUUAGGUGGGGUGUUAGAAUAUUUGGAUCAAAUGCAGUUUAAAGAUCCUAAUUUCUUCCAAGCAAUCCAAGUGGACAUUGAUGAUUUGGUAACCAAUAUUUUUUGGUCAGAUGCAAAGAUGAGAAAUGAUUACUCUGAUUUUGGUGAUGUUAUUUGCUUUGACACCACUUAUCGGAAGAAUAGGGAGGGUCGGCCUCUUGCUUUGUUUGUAGGUACAAACCACCACAAACAAAUCACAGUUUUUGGUGUUGCACUACUAUAUGAUGAGACAACUGAGACCUUUAAGUGGUUAUUUGAUACAUUUGCUAGAGCCAUGUCAUGGAAAAAGCCUACAACUAUCCUAACAGAUCAGGAUAAGGAGAUAGCCGAUGCUUUAGCUUUUUGUUGGCCGAACACUCAUCAGCGACUUUGUAUCCGGCACAUUUGUCAAAAUGCAGCAAUCCACUUGAGCAGUGUUUUUACUAAGUUUAAGGCUUUCUCCGGUGAUUUCAGUUCGUGCGUAUAUGACUUUGAAAAAGAAGAAGAGUUUUUGGCUGCAUGGGAUAAUAUGCUGCAAAAGUAUGAACUUCAAGAAAAUGAUUGGUUGAAACACUUGUUUCUUUUGAAAGAAAAAUGGGCAUUGGUGUAUGGACGCCAGAUGUUUUGUGCAGACAUAACAACCACACUAAAGAAUGAGAGCUUGAAUAGCACGAUGAAAAAGUAUCUGAGUUAUAAGCAUAACUUUUCCCAAUUUUUCCAUCACUUUGAGAAGCUUCUUGAUGAUCACCGAUAUAAAGAGUUGAGAGCCGACUCUAGAGCUAACAUGAGCAUUACGUCAUUGGCAGCUCCUGUUCAAAUGUUACAACAUGCAGCUAGUCUUUAUACACCUGAGGUAUUUCAAUGCUUUCAGGAUCAGUGGAAAAUGUGUCACGAUUGUAGUUUUCAUGUUUGUGCUGAAGAUGGGAUAGUAACAAAAUAUGAAGUCACUCCUGUAGGUAAGAGUUACUCACAUAUGGUCACUUAUGAUUCAUUAAAUGAUGAAGUCCACUGUAGCUGUUGGAAGUUUGAGUUUGGUGGCAUAUUAUGUUCUCAUAUUUUGAAGGUUUUUACUUUGAGAAAUAUUAUGAGCGUACCAGGUAAGUAUAUUAUGAAAAGGUGGACGCGAAAAGCAAAAAAUGGUUACCUUGAAAGUAAAAGCUCUCAUGUUAAUGAAACUGAAUUGGAUCCUACAAUGGAAUCAAGUAUGAGGUACAAAGACUUGUGUGCAUUAACUGUUCGAUUAGUUACAAGAGCAGCAGAGAGGAAUGAUACUACUAAAUUUUUGAAAGAUAGCCUUUACAAAGCAUUAGAUGCAAUUGAUGAAAUGUUGCAAAGUAAAGAAGUGGUGGUGGAGGAGAACCUAAUGUCAGAAAGUGAAGAUUUGUGUCAAACUUCUAAUCCCGAGAUAAGUCGCUGUGAUAUAAAUUUGAGCGGAAGGGACUCAAUUAAAGGUGUAAAAAGAAAGACAAAAUCUGCAACAAAUAAAAGAUUGAAGGGUGGCUUAGAGAACAAUGCAAGACAGACAGAGUCUCUUACAGGAUGCAAUACUUCGGCGAAUGUGGCAACUUCAGCCUCCAUACCCAUUGCAAAUAUUCAGGAUUUCGAAGUGAAUAUUCAAACUACUUCAAGUAUGGCACAUCCUGUAUUAUCAUAUCAACUUCAGGUAUCUUUCAAUAUUUUCAAUACAAAGACAAGUUUUUAUCUAUUUAUUUAACAAAUUUGCUUUUUCGUUUUGGUUAUGGGCCGUAGCAAAUGCAAACAGUUGAUGUUUCUAGGGAGAACACUAGUAUGGUUUACAGUCAUCAAGAUUCUGCGUCAAGACCAUAUUUACAGGCUCAACAAUCUCUUGGUUUUAACAAUGUUGGAGUUGGUAUCUGUAAUAAGUGUGGUUGUCGACUUCCAUGCUUUGGUGAUGUAUUUUGUAUUUGCAAGAGAGGAACUAUUAGUCAACAAUCUCCUGGUUUUGACCACGUUGGAGAUGGUACGUGUAGUGAGAAAUGUGGCUGUCGACUUCCAUGCUUUGGUGAUGUGUUUUGUGUUUGCAAGAGAGGAACUACUAGUCCGUGAGUUAUUGUCUACAGCUGAGUCAAAGACUACAUUUUGACAUAUGAGAAAGUCAAUGCUCAUGCAACUUUGAAUGGCUUGCUCAUUUGGCUUCCAAUGUUUGAUGAAAUAUUCUAGAAGUUUCAAUUGUUCAUAUAAUGCUGGUGGGAUUUUGCAUUUGUGUUACUUGCUCCACUUUUCUGUGCAAUUAGAUCAUGGUUUUAGUCUUUUAGACAAUUACGGCAACGAUAUGCUGAUUAGUAGCAUAUACAAAUGUCUUUUGGUUGCUCCAGUUUAAUAUGGUCGUGUGAUUCUGUGGCUGUUGGUAUUUAUUUUUUGUAUGAUUGAUCUUUCCUUGCCAUUCUUUCCUAGUUUGAGAUCAGCGACCCCUAUUGGUGUCUUGAAGUUACCAUGAAUCCCUUUUAUUUGCUUG